GGAAGGCCCUCCUGCGCAUGCGCUGCGUCCGCCUGGGAAGAUGGGGAAAGUGAGAGGCCUGCGGGCCCGCGUGCACCAGGCUGCCGUGAGGCCCAGGGGGGAGGCCGCGCCCGGCUCUACGCCCCCUGCCCAGGAGGCUCCCCCUCCGCAGACCCCGGCUGCCGGAGCCAGGGGGAAGGACUGGGCUUUCGUCAACACUGACAUCUUUGCCAGGACCAAGAUAGACCCCAGUGCCUUGGUGCAGAGCCUGGAGCUGGACACGAGGAGCGUCACUUCCAUCAGGAGAGGUGUGGAGGCCAAGGCUAUUCUGCCCAAGAAGGAGAAGUUGAAGCUGAGACGGGAGCGAUGGCUGCAGAAAAUGGAAGCCAUCAAGCUGGCCGAGCAGAAGCGCAGAGAGGCACAGAGGCGGAGGGCGACGGCCGUGGUGGGGGACCUCCAGCCCCUGAGGGACGCCCUGCCCGAGCUGCUGGGGCUCCCGGUGGGCAGCCGGCGCCAGGCCCACGGCAGGGCAGGCAGCAAGCCCCGGCCAGCCGAGCUCAGCAGGAUGAGCGCAGCCCAGAGACGGCAGCUCCUUGAGGAAGAAAGGACCCGGUUUCGGGAGCUGCUGGCCAGUCCGGCCUACAGAGCCAGCCCCCUGCUGGCCAUUGGGCAGCAGCUGGCGCACCAGAUGCAGCUGGAAGGCGGCAGCGAGCUGUGAACGGACAGGCCGCGAUUCCUCAGGACGCACCUGCGGGCAGAAGUGCCCAAGGAGCCGCUGGCCCCUCAGGAACCGUGGCCCUGGCCUGGCGGUUGCCCCCCAGGUCUUUCUGGUGUGGUGGGAGGGUGUGGAGAUGGGUGAGGACCAAUAAAGCGCCCGCGAACCUUCCUUCGUGACCCCGCUGCUCAGGCGGGGUCGGGCUGGGGGCCCCACGCCCUGUGCCGAGUGACGCGGUGGGUCUCGGGGGCUGCGCUUGCAUGACACCUGGGCUUGUCCAGGCCUCACCGCCGACCCUGAGCCGAGUGACGCGGUGGGUCUCGGGGGCUGCGCUUGCAUGACACCUGGGCUUGUCCAGGCCUCACCGCCGACCCUGAGCCGAGUGACGCGGUGGGUCUCGGGGGCUGCGCUUGCAUGACACCUGGGCUUGUCCAGGCCUCACCGCCGACCCUGAGCCGAGUGACGCGGUGGGUCUCGGGGGCUGCGCUUGCAUGACACCUGGGCUUGUCCAGGCCUCACCGCCGUCCCUGAGCCGAGUGACGCGGUGGGUCUCGGGGGCUGCGCUUGCAUGACACCUGGGCUUGUCCAGGCCUCACCGCCGUCCCUGAGCCGGCACCGGUGCCCUCAGACUGCAGCAGUGCAGCUUCCCAGUGCUGCUUGGGAAAGGGAUCUGUCACGGUGCAGGUGACGGGGGCUUUCUGCAGUCCGCCAUCAUUUGCCUUCAACGAGUUUCUGCCGCGGCCCGGCCCUGGCGGGACCCAUCUUCCUGACAGGAGCACUCAGGCCUGUGGGAGCUGCCCCUCCUGCCCACCAUGCUCCCCUGGGUCCCCCAGGUACAGAUGGAUCUCGCCACGGCCCGCCUGGUCCCUGACCCCAUCGCCCCACUGGGCCUCACCCCUGCAUGUGCUGUUCCCCAGGAUCUGGCCAGCCUGCUGCCAGCCGGGCCCUCGCCCCGUGUCCUGGGGCCUGCAGAGCAGGGGUCCUCCCGUGGGCCUGGCCCGGGAGCCCCAGCUGGCCCACAAGCAGACGGAUUCCUAGAAGCCACUGGGAUCUGGGGUUGGUUGUUGGGCUGCAGACACAUCAACUGAUAAAGCCUCGUUUUCAGGGUGUGGAAAGUGAGGGCUGGUGCGUCCCCAGGCCCUGAAGCCCAGCUGGGUCCCCUGUGGCAGUGCUCACACGCUCAGGCGCCUUUGGCUCCUGUCCAGACUGAGGCCCUCGGCAGGACGGCCCCGCCAUGGGGACAGCAGAGCCACGCGGCGCAGGCAGGGCUGCAGGGCUGGCUGGGCCCCGGGAAAGGAGACAGCUGAGCAGAGGUGGAGGCAGCAGGUGUCCCAUCCACGGAGGUGGACGCAGACUGUCCCAGGAAAGUGGCUUGAGAACCUCAGGUGUGGGGUUGUCACCCCAGCAUCCUGUACAAGAGCAAAGUACCACAAAGCCCGGCCAGAGCCAGGUGCACCCAGGCCCCAGAAGGUGCGUUUGGGGUAGUCGGGCACCACUCGAGUUAAACUCGGGUAUCAGCUGAGCGCUGCUCCGUGCCAGCACCAUGCAGAGAGAAUUGGCCUAUUUUGCCCAAAAACAAAUCGCAUGGGUUGACAGAUGCCCUGAAACAGUCGCUAUCCGGGCGGCUGCUUGUGGGAGCUUUUCUGUCUUUGUGUGUGUGCGUUUCCUAAUCUUUGUAGAAUGCACACGAAUUCUUUGUAAUAAUUUUAAGUAAAGAAGUGCUCCACUUCAGUGGGUUUCACGCUUUUUAAACCCUG
This is a messenger RNA of Lemur catta (Ring-tailed lemur), 2451 nucleotides long. RefSeq names its product SLX9 ribosome biogenesis factor (gene SLX9). Lineage: Eukaryota; Metazoa; Chordata; Mammalia; Primates; Lemuridae. Gene Ontology annotation, cellular component: preribosome, small subunit precursor; 90S preribosome; nucleolus. Gene Ontology annotation, biological process: maturation of SSU-rRNA from tricistronic rRNA transcript (SSU-rRNA, 5.8S rRNA, LSU-rRNA). The record is from RefSeq and is a predicted model, not a curated record. Bases 41 to 697 code for a protein of 218 amino acids. The transcript is spliced from 6 exons.